UCACCCGCCCGUGCCUCCCCGUACUCCCCCAGCAGCCCUCCUGGGCCCACUGCACACGACUCCAGAUGGACUUACACCGAGCCGCCUUCAAGAUGGAGAGCUCCUCCUACCUCCCCAACCCCCUGGCCUCUCCGGCCCUGAUGGUGCUGGCCUCGACCGCGGAAGCCAGCCGCGACGCCUCCAUCCCCUGCCAGCAGCCGCGCCCCUUCGGGGUUCCGGUCUCCGUGGACAAGGACGUCCACAUCCCCUUCACCAACGGCUCCUACACCUUCGCCUCCAUGUACCACCGCCAGGGCGCGGUCCCGGGGGGCUUCCCCAAUCGCGACUUCCCCCCCUCCCUCCUCCACCUGCACCCCCAGUUUGCCCCCCCCAACCUGGACUGCUCUCCCAUCAGCAUGCUGAACCACAGCGGAGUGGGCGCCUUCCGCCCCUUCGCCUCGGCCCCCGAGGACCGCGAUGGCAGCGGCUACCAGUCCGCUUUCACCCCCGCCAAGAGACUGAAGGGCUGCCUGGAGGCCGACGCCUCGCCCCACCUGCGCUACUCAGACGCCGAGGGCAAGGAAUACGACUACGGGGGCGCACAGAUCCCCACCAGCUCGCCGGGGUCCCUAAAGGCCGCCGAGGAGGCUGGCAAGAAGAUCUUUGCCGUCUCUGGCCUCCUUUCGGACCGCGAGGCCUCCUCCAGCCCAGAGGACCGCAACGACCGCUGCAAGAAGAAGACCUCCCUGUAUGACAGCCAGGCCCCUAUCUGUCCCAUCUGCCAGGUUCUGCUGCGGCCAGGAGAACUCCAGGACCACAUGGAGCAGGAGAUGGACAGGCUGACCCAGCUCCACAUCAGCAAAAACCCAGCCCAUAAGGACUGUGUAACUCCGGGCACGCCUAAGUCUAUCCUGUUAUCAGUGCACAUCAAACGGGAAGGAGAGUCUCCCACUGCCUCUCCACUGUCAUCUGAAGACAUCCACCACUCUGACAGAUACCAGACAUUUUUACGAGUGAGGGCAAACAGACAAACACGAUUGAAUGUCGAUGACCUCUGCUGGUGCAGGCGCUACGCCAGGGAAAGUGGCAAAACCGUACCUUUACGGCCGCACAACGGAGCCCCCUUUGUCCCCUGCUGCCCGCGACAUGCUCGGAUCGGGAAGAUGAAGCGCCGGAAGCCAGAGGAUGGACAGGUAUGUCCACUGUGCGGCACAGCGCUGGCAGGCACGGAGCUGGAGAUGAGUAGGCAUGUGGAACAGUGUCUGUUCAAGAGAGAUGGCGCGUGCGGGGCGGAGGAGGACUCGGCGGAGAUGGAGGGGGAGAACGGAAACCGCUUCGAGGAGUACGAGUGGUGUGGCCAGAAGAGGGUCCGCGCCACGUCCCUGCUGGAAGGGGGCUUCAGAGGCUCAGGCUUUGUGACGUGCAACAGUAAAGAAAACCACGACAGCGACGCAGACCUGGAUGUCGAUGGCGACGAUACCUUGGAAUACGGAAAAGCACAGUACACAGAAGCAGACAUCAUACCAUGUUCAGGAGAGGAGCCAGGAGAAGCCAAAGAAAGGGAGGCACUGCGAGGAGCAGUUUUAAAUGGUGGCACACCCUCCAACAGAAUAACACCAGAGUUCUCCAAAUGGGCCAGCGACGAAAUGCCCUCGACGAGUAAUGGGGAGAGCAGCAAGCAGGACGCCAGUACAGCCACUAUGCAGAAGACAUGUAAAAACAGUGACAUUGAAAAGAUCACGGAGGACUCGACGGUGACCACGUUCGAAGCGCUAAAGGCUCGUAUCCGGGAGCUGGAGAGGCAGCUGUCACGGGGGGACAGAUACAAGUGUCUCAUCUGCAUGCGGAAGAGAUUCCAAACAAGUGCUGAAGACAAGAAUCUGGAACCCGAAAUUAACAAAUCAGAGAGCCGGGGCGCAAAGAGACUCCCGCUCAACAUAUACUGUUUAUAUAGAGGAUACUUAAUGGGUUCCGGUGGAAUAAAACAGUUACUGCCACCAAUGAGGGACUCCUACACAAUGCCCCUCACCUCCAUUCAGUGUUGGCACGUACACUGCGAGGAAUGCUGGCUCCGGACUCUGGGGGCCAAGAAGCUCUGCCCACAGUGCAACACCAUCACAUCGCCCGGAGACCUGAGGCGUGUCUACUUGUGAAGGACGCAGUUCUCUGACUGGCCCCCAAAAUUUCUUCCAUCCUGUUCAUGGAUUUUUAUUUCUUUUUGUUUGCUGUUGUUAUAUUUGAGGCCAAGUUUUUUUUUUAUGUUGUGGCUGUCGUUGGUUUGUUUGCUUUUUUUUAAGAAAAAAAGCACCUCUUAAAACUAAACAAGAGCCUAGACUCUGCCUGGUUUAUGGACGCUGCAGGAGGUGACCAUACAGAACAGGCCUCAGAAAAAAAAAGAACCCAAUGACUUUUUUGUGACAUGUCCACUUGGAAUCCCUUUGCUUCACCUUAUUUUCCUCCAGGCUUGCGGUGGUACAGAUACCUGGCACUUGCUGUACUCUUGACCACGUAAGAUGAAGGUACCACGCAGGUACAACAUCGCUGCCCUCUCCCCAGUCUUGCUGAACGCUCUGCGCUGACCCCAUGCCAGGUGUUUUUUUUUAUCCCUUUUGCUGCUGUUUUCCCUGUAAAAACGUUCACUUUCCACAACAUGAGAUUCCAAAAGGCCGUCGUUGAGCCAGAGAGUCGAUGAAGAAAGAGGUUCUUCUGGGGACGACGUAAGGAUGGAGCUCUCAACCAAACUGCUAACCUCGAGACAUCCUUGGGAUAAUCCUGUUUUCUCAUUUUUCCCCCUAUUUUUUUUUUUCUUGUGGUGUUUCAGUGAGUAAUUAUUCAACCGAAUUAAAAAGAAUAAACACAACGAGAAGGCGGAAGCACAUGUAAUAUAUUCUAUGUAUGUUUACAAUGUUGUGUAUAAAUGGAAUAGAAUUAAAACACGCUACACACACAUAUAAUUAUGUAUUAAUAAAGUCCAGUUUUGUUGGGUAUGGAAGAGGGAAGAUUUGGAAUGUGGAAGGGGGGAGGGGGUAACAUUUCAAAGUGGUAAAUAAGAAACCCUCAGUAUUUUUUAAACAGCUGUUGUCUUCUUGAGGUUGGAGUUGUAUUUCAUUGUACAGAAAGGAAACCUGAUAAUAAACAAAGCUACUACUCAAAAUAGCAUUUCAGAAUUAAGUGGUGUACAUUUUUCUUCAUUGUAAGAUAACGAGCUGUAGUUUGGUGGUGGGGGGCAGGAUUUGGAGAGAUGAAAUACCCUUAAGUUAAACAUACUUUUAAGGUGGUACAACAGGCGAAAAUGACUUUGUAGAUGUAGUGUGCAGAUUAUUUGUAAAUCAAACCCCUGGCAGAAUAAAGUAAAAACUGUCAAAAGUUCUCUUUUUAUUGGAAAAUCAAUGUCUUGUUAAUGCAUUUUAGCCACACUCUUCCAUAAAUGACCACUUAUUUUAAAGAUGCAAGAAUGCUACAGGUUUAAGGUAACAGAACAUGCAGACAUACAGUUCAGUAAUGGAAUGAGUCUGCUGUUCAGAAACUUGGUCAGUUUCUGAAGAUCUUUUGUUUUCUGUGUGUGCUGGUCACAGCAGUUUACUUUGCUUAUAUCAUUUCUGAUGGAGACAUUGAAAAGUUCUGAUUCAUUAUCUUCACAGGAUAUCUCACCUCUGACCAGUGUGUCACUGAUCAGGUUCCUCUUAAAGAUUUAUUUCAGAGUGUUUUGGGUGUGAAACCUCUUGGUUUACCUUUAUUUUGUGCCCAUGUAAUUGCAUUGUGUAUCAGUUCUAGAAUAAUAUUGUUACCAUUUGCUAGGUAAAUUCAUAAUAGUACAGAACAUUGUUAGAUUUUCCCUUGAAAAUGACCUUUUGGCUUCUUUGUAAAACAAAAAAAAAAAUCAUUCCUUUAUUCUGUCAGGCAGCAAAAUCCCAGGAUACAAGUGAAAGCUGAGAAAAAGAGGUACUUUGUAAAACUCCCCUACUGAAGCCAGCCUGGGUCAGCUACCAUCUACACACAAUGGGAAGGAGGUUUUGUCUGUGGUUCUGCAGUAGUUCGCAGGUGUGCUGUCUGCUUUGGGGGUAGCGUAGUUCUGCAGGCUAAAGUACAGUACAAAAUCACAAACCUUGGCCUUUUGCGAUGGUGAGGCUCUUGGUCCCAGCCAGCGUGGUCACUAAACCACUUGCAGAAGUACUGAAGGAGCUGUGUAGCGUUUUGUUGAGCAACAGUGUGCUUUGUAUCUGUAAAACAAUAUGUAUCCUGUAAUAAUGUUUGUUUCAAUGUAAGCAAAAGAGAUCAGAGGUCCAUGCUGUAUAAAAAUAUAUAUUUUAAGUAUCAGAUGUUGAGAAAGGGUAUCUAGGGCCUCAGAUGUAGCCUCUUACUGUUGUUAUUCAGUAGUUGAUUGGUCAUCCUUGUUACUUGGGGAUACUGCGCCCUCACUUCUUCAGAAGCGUGUGUAUUUGUCAAGAACUUUCCGCGAUUUUCUUUUUUUCCAAGAACAUUUGGGAUUGCCGCCCUUCUAAUCUCUUGAGAUGGCAAAGGUGGCAAUCAAAGACAUUCUGGACAAAAAAAUCAGUAAGCAAGCUUUUAAAACAGGAAAAGGGUAUAGCUUUCAAAACGAAAUCCCACUACAGCUUAAUUUGAAAAAAUAUCCACAAAUUUGUGGCUGUUUUGUGCUUGUGGUUGCUUUCUUCAAACUGAAUUUUAAUGGCACAUACCUUUGGGUGGACCACCAAGGACUGACUUCCUGCAAGAGCUGUGAAAAGAACUGGAUUUCCAAAAUCACAUUUGUAAAAUUCCAAGUGAAUUUGUAACCGAAGUGUGCUUUUCUCCCAUUUCAUUUUCUGUGAAGAUGUACCUUCACCUUUUACUUAUAUAAAUAAAACAUUUACUGAAAUAGUUUCUCAGCUUCUUAGCUGCAUCUUUGUUAACUUGCGUGUUACAGCAGUAUUUAAACACUCCAGCCUCUUCUGGGGACUAAAUGCUAAAAGGCCUUCUUUAGAAAACUUCAUAAGUUACGAACACGUAUAUGACUGAGGCUGGGAUUUUGCUUUCUUAGAGUGAGCUGGAAAGGCUUGUGCUGAACGUGGGACCAGAUGGCAAACGUUUGACAACGUAAAUGUUCAAAAUUAAAAUGUUCCUUGAUCUCAAGAUGAAGACCUUUUAGUCGUGCAUUUGCACAGAUAUCUGAGCACUGCAACAUUUGAAAAUGUUGGAGAUUAAUUUUGUUGCAUUUGGAUACUGUGGACCAUCCUUGUUUCACUUGGGUCAUUCCAAUCAGGACAAUGUCUCGGAGCUCUGUGCCCUGUGAGUAUGAAUUUGCUUGUGAGGAGGCGAAGCGGUCUGGGUAGCUUUUACAAACAUGGUCAAAUUUCUGAUUAUACUUGAAAAAUGCAGUAGCCCUUUCUUUUUAUUUCAUGAGAGUUGAGAUCUCCUUACUUCCUCUGCCAUAAUUACUACUAGGGAAUUAAUGAAACCUGCCCCCAAAGAAGACAAAUUGCACAAGGUGGUUUCUCGAGUUGUGUCAGAUGAUGUGUGUCAUGUAUAUUCUCUGAAAUGGUACGUGUCUUUCCCGUUUGUAAACUACAUUUGACAUCAAUUAAAGGUUCAUAAAUCUUGA
Lepisosteus oculatus (spotted gar) is the source of this 5578-nucleotide messenger RNA. It is a transcript of the gene rnf220a, whose product is annotated as ring finger protein 220a. Gene Ontology annotation, biological process: protein ubiquitination. NCBI's taxonomy places the organism in Eukaryota, Metazoa, Chordata, Actinopteri, Semionotiformes, Lepisosteidae. The record is from RefSeq and is a predicted model, not a curated record. Gene Ontology annotation, molecular function: ubiquitin protein ligase activity; metal ion binding.